AAACGAUAACUGAAAUAACAAACAGUUUAUGCGGAUAUUGCAAAACGAACGGUACGUUUGUGCGGAAUGCAAGUUAUGAUAAAAUUUAUUUAACGUUCUUUACAGACGGGUGUCUUUUAAAAGAUAAUAAAAAAAAAGAAUUGCAAAAACAAAAAAAAUAAUAAUAAACCAAACAAAAAUAGUUUUAAAGCAAACAAAAUAAAGAUAAAAUACAAAACAAACCAGAAGUUAUCUAAAAGCAAAAUGUAUGAAAAAAAAAAUCCUAAAGAAAAAGUAAAAUAAAUAUUUUGAAAUUAAUACAAAUAAAAGUGCAUUAACACUUUUGUGCAGUGUCUGUGGGAAUUCAAAAUUUAAGUGUUGUGAAAAUACAAAAGGAAAAAAAUAAAAUUAAACAAAAUCAACCAAUUUCUAAGAAUUAAGAAAAAAGAUUUUGAUGUUUUAUAUAUCUCUCUAAAUGGCUUCAUAAAUUUUAUAAAGGAACCAUAAAAAGGAUAACAUUUACUAAAACAAAGCGAACCCACAUGCAAAUAUUUCUAAUGAUAAUUAUUAUUUUGAUGAGCCCUUUUUCAACUCCAAUGAUAAGUACCACAAAUUAAGAACAAGACCGCACAUUCUAUUUAAAAGCAGCAACAGCAGCAACAAUAGUCCUUCCUACCACAGUAAUCAGGGUGUGAUGAUGUUAGAGUGUUAAGGAUGAAAAGCAGUUUUUUUUUUCUCAUAACUAAAAGGACUCUCAGCUAAACAGGAUGUUUAUAUGAGUGUUUAUAACAAGCACCUGUCACUUGGCGGCACUCAACUCAGUUGAACUGGGAAUUUUUUUGUGAAUAUCCAACAAGGACUAACAAACUGCUAGAAUAAUUUAAUACUCGAACCCAGCAAACCAAGAAAAACGGUGGUGGAAUUAAGGAAAUAUUUUUUUUCGUGUGUGUGCUCAAUCAAGAACUUGAAAAAUAACGUUACUUGUCUCUCUGUUCAAUCGUUUGUAUUCGUUUAUUUUUGAACAAUAUUUUCUAGUUUAUUUAACUAAAGUAGUCGUGUUUUCAAAACUCAGUUCGUAACGGUUUGUGCUAGAGAAAACAUAACGACGGAUUAUUUUACGGAAAAAUUUUUACGGAAAUUAAAAUAAAAACACACACGCGCGAGUUUAUAGAAAAUCCUUUAAAGGCAAAACUAAUAAGAAAAUAAAUUAAAGAAAACUAAAUUUAAAACGAUAGAAAGCUAAAUAUAAAAUACAAAAAGAUCUCACUAACUAAAAGAAAGAAACUUCUAAUAAGAAAUAACUGUAAAAAAUUUUAAAAUAAAUUCAAUUUAAAAAGAAAUAUAAAUAAAUUUAAAAUUAAAUAAAAAUAAAUUUAAAAAUUCUUAAAAAAGAAAUAAAAAAAAAUCCUUUAAAAAGGAUUGAAUUUCAAAAUAAAGUUGUGUCAAUUUUGCUCAAUCAAUUGAAAGUGUAUUUGAUAAAAAAAGUAUUAAAAUAUAUAUGAGUCCUUACAGAGUGUAAAAGAAAAAAAUUACAGUGCAUAUUUUGUUUUUUAUAUUUAAUUGUUAUUGUAUGUUGUGUGAUUUAAAAAUAUGGGCUCAAUGAAAUUAUCCAAUAAAUCGGCCACAUUUAAUGUGUUGGCUAAACAAAUCGUUUUGUUGUUGCUGUUGAAUUUUGUGGAUUAUGCUUAUUCAGAUUAUGAAAAUACUUGGAAUUUAUAUUACGAACAACCUUGUUGUAUGGGUGGUAACAAUCAGCAUCAUAUAAGACAUCAUAAAGAUCAUGUCAAAGAUUUCAGCUGUGGUCCAUUACACUAUAAAACAUUUUAUUUCGAUGAAAAUAAUAAUGCUUUAUAUGUGGGUGCCAUGGAUCGUAUAUUUCGUUUAAAUCUACACAAUAUAAGUCAAUCAAUAUGUGAGCGUGAUGUACUCAUACUCGAGCCAUCGGGUUCAGAUAUUUUAAGCUGUGUAUCCAAGGGAAAACAUGAGAAGGUGGAAUGCCGUAAUCACAUACGUGUUAUACAACCUAUGGACUCUGGAACACGUCUUUAUGUUUGCGGUACAAACGCCCACAAUCCCAAAGACUACGUGAUAAAUGCAAACUUAACACAUUUACCCAGAUCUGAGUACGUGCCCGGCAUCGGCUUAGGCAUUGGUAAAUGUCCUUAUGAUCCUGCUGAUAAUUCAACGGCGGUUUAUGUAGAGAAGGGCAAUCCCUUUGGCUUGCCGGCAUUGUAUUCUGGCACAAAUGCCGAAUUCACCAAAGCUGAUUCAGUUAUUUUCCGUUCAGAUUUAUACAACAUGACUUCCGGCCGCAAGGAGCAUAAUUUUAAACGAACUGUUAAAUAUGAUUCCAAAUGGUUGGACAAACCCAACUUUGUAGGCUCCUUUGACAUUGGAGACUAUGUGUAUUUCUUCUUUCGCGAACAUGCUGUAGAAUAUAUAAAUUGUGGCAAAGCCAUUUAUUCGCGUAUUGCACGUGUGUGUAAAAAUGAUCGCGGUGGCAAAUAUAUGACCGGACAAAAUUGGGCAACAUAUUUAAAGGCACGCAUCAAUUGCAGUAUAUCAAGUGAAUUUCCCUUCUAUUUCAAUGAAAUACAAUCAGUCUAUAAGAUGCCACACGAUGAUACAAAAUUCUAUGCAACUUUCACAACAAACACCCACGGCAUAGUGGGCUCAGCUGUCUGUAGUUACGAUAUACGCGACAUAAAUGCCGCUUUUGAAGGUAAAUUUAAAGAACAAGCCACAUCCAACUCAGCUUGGCUGCCGGUUUUAAAUUCUAAAGUUCCUGAACCACGUCCCGGUACUUGUGUAAAUGAUACAUCUGCUUUGCCCGAUAUGGUGUUGAAUUUUAUACGUAAACAUCCCUUAAUGGAUAAAGCUAUCGAUCAUGAAUUUGGCAAUCCAGUAUUUUAUAAACGUGAUAUUAUCUUGACCAAAUUGGUUGUGGACAAAAUACGCAUUGACAAACUAAAUCAAGAAUAUUUAGUGUAUUUUAUUGGCACUGCCGCUGGUAAUAUUUAUAAAAUCGUACAAUUCAUACGUUAUGGUCGACGUCAUUCGAAUCUUUUGGAUAUCUUAGAAGUAUCGAACAAUGAGCCAAUACGUGAAAUGGGCAUAAGUCAAAAGACCGGUUCAUUGUAUUUGGCUACAGAUCAUGUGGUAAAACAAAUCGAUUUGGCAAUGUGUGUAAGACGUUAUGAUUCGUGUUUCCGUUGUGUCGCCGAUCCCUAUUGCGGUUGGGAUAAAGAUGCUGGCACUUGCAAGCCAUAUCAAUUGGGUUUACUGCAGGAUGUUGCCAACGAAACAUCCGGCAUUUGUGAUACCAGUGUUUUAAAGAAACGUAUUACAGCUUCAUAUGGCCAAACAUUACAUUUGUCAUGUUUUGUUAAAGUUCCAGAAGUUCUAAAACAAAAAACAGUUAGAUGGUAUCAUCAUUCAACAGAAAAAGGACGUUAUGAAAUUGGCUAUACGCCCUCGAAAUACAUUGAAACAUCUGAGGGUGGUCUCGUUAUUAUUUCAAUUAAUGAAGGCGAUGGUGGACGCUACGACAGUUAUCUAGAUGGUACGCUGCUGUGCAGUUACAGUGUAAAUGUGGAUGCCCACAGAUGUACACCACCAUCGAAGAAAAACGAUUAUCAGAAAAUUUACUCACAUUGGUGUAAUGAAUUUGAAAAAUAUAAAUCAGCCAUGAAGCAGUGGCAAGCCAAACAAGAGCAAUGUGGUAUGAAAGAGAAAACAGCUGGAAAACAUAUAAAUGAUGUCUAUAGUAAUGAUAACAUAGUCUGACCAAAUGACAAACAAAACAAUUACUAAAGACUGAAAUUUUUAAGCUUUUAAACGACAAUAUUUCCAGUAUAUAUUUUUUCUUUUUCAAUUCGGUUAAAAUAUAAUUUUGCAGAAAUAUAAAAAAAAGAAAAUUACAAAUUAUAAUUCUCAAAAUUUUGGUUCAAUAUAUUACUAAAGACAACCACAGCAGCAGCAAGGAAAGCAGCAGUAGUGAAAAAAUAAACAAAAUUGAGUGAAUAUGGAAAAACUGUUACAAGGAUUUUAAAACAUAAUUUGCAAAAAACACGAAAAAAACAAAUAUAUAACUUUUUUUUAAUCUAACAAAAUAACAGGUUAAGGUUUUUUCUUUUUGCAUUUAUUAAGGAUUUUGGCAACAGAAACAUACACAACAAAAUUGUUUAUACUGAAAAAAGAACAAACAAAGAAACAGUUAAAUACACCCACAAACUACAAGUUACAGUAAAGUUACUAAAUGAAUGAAAAACUCCUGCCACAGACA
Lucilia cuprina (Australian sheep blowfly) is the source of this 4264-nucleotide messenger RNA. RefSeq names its product semaphorin-2A. The transcript is spliced from 18 exons. Gene Ontology annotation, biological process: negative chemotaxis; semaphorin-plexin signaling pathway; axon guidance. Gene Ontology annotation, molecular function: chemorepellent activity; semaphorin receptor binding. The record is from RefSeq and is a predicted model, not a curated record. NCBI's taxonomy places the organism in Eukaryota, Metazoa, Arthropoda, Insecta, Diptera, Calliphoridae. Bases 1570 to 3765 code for a protein of 731 amino acids.